AUGCAGUGGCUUUGCGGAACGAUAGUGACGUUGAUUUGCAUCGCACACCGGGUGACCUCAUCGGAGCUGAACAUAUUUGGCGGCCAAGGCAUCAGAGAUGCACUCGCCGAACGAGAUCUGAUGGUAGCGAUCCAGAUACCGCUGCAGAACGGGGUCAAGUUCGUCGAUGGACUGGACGGGUUUCCGGCGUUCGGCGUUAGCAGCGAGGCGGACCUGAAGUCACCGUUCCGGCUCAUCCUCUCCGACCAUCUGCAGGACUUCGCCAUCAUAGCUACCGUCAGACCGCAGUCCAGCUCCGGUGGUUGGGUCUUCUCGGUCGUCAACUCGCUAGACACCGUGGUCCAGCUGGGCCUGCUGCUCGAACCGACCGCAGCCGGCGACCAGUGGAACAUCACGCUGUACUACACCGACGCGAAGCAGGAGCGCGACAGCCAGGCACUCGCUUCCUUCCAGGUGCCGUACGGCAAGAGCUGGAUGAAGAUGAUCUUCAAGGUGCUGCCGGACCAGAUCGUCUUCUACUACAACUGCCUGGAGAGCGGUGUGCUCAUGGUGAAGAAGGAGCCACGUAAGUUAGUAUUCGAUACCGCCUCGACAGUGUACAUCGGGCAGGCAGGUCCCAAACUGCAGCGGAAAUUCGAGCCACUUCCGAAGAAAGAAAUCAUUCCACGCUUUGCUGAAACGACAAGCGGAUACCCUCAGCAUCCGCGAUAA
This is a messenger RNA of Anopheles coustani, 711 nucleotides long. RefSeq names its product collagen alpha-1(XV) chain-like. The record is from RefSeq and is a predicted model, not a curated record. Bases 1 to 711 code for a protein of 236 amino acids. NCBI's taxonomy places the organism in Eukaryota, Metazoa, Arthropoda, Insecta, Diptera, Culicidae. The transcript has 4 exons.